GGACCGCUUUUUGCUUAAAGAAAAGCCCUCGAACCGUGUCUUCCCUUCUUCCUUGUCACCCUGUUUGGCGCCUCUUUCUCGAUCCCCAAAUUAAAUCAGAAAAUCGAUCUCCGAUUUUCUCCUAAUUUCUUCCUCUAAUCUAUCAAUCACGUAAAUAUCCGUUCAAUUCUCGUUGUUCCCUUUCGAUCGAUCUCCUUUUCUAUCCCGGCUGUUGAUUUUACGUGUUUCUAGGGUUAGGGUUCUUCAAUCUCUUCGAUUGAGCCCUUUCUCCCAUCAGUUUCUCAUGGGUUUUCGUUUUAUUGUCUAUUCAUGUUGAUUUCUCCCUUUGGUUUGGUCUAAUUUUGUUCGAAUUUCCCGAUUCGUUUUCCUUCUAGGAGUUGUAUUUGUUCCGUAUGUUAUAGUUCGUUUCCAUCUGAAAUUAUUAUAGGGUUUCGGUGUUUUAAGUUGUGGCGUGAUUCUUUGGAGGAGUUCUCUGUCGUGAUUUUGUUGUUUUCUCAACGAAAUUGGAAUUUAGGGUUAGGGCUUUCUUACAAAAAUUGGGGAUUUUCCAGGUAGUCAAAUUAAUUAGGGAAAACGCGUCUUUCCGUGGUGAAAUCAAAUUUAGUACAAAAGUAAGUGCUGUUCUCAUCUCAAUUGAGGCUUCUGCGGUAUUAAUUGAUCCUUGUCAUUUUUAGUGUCAUUUCUAACAGCCGAAGGUUUCCCAAUUCAAGACAAUUUAGAGGUGUUAAAUGGGAUUUAAACUGCCUUUUGAAGAUGAGGAGCUGCAAGAACUUCCUUUCAAGAAUCCGAGACAACCUGUCUAUAAUGACAAGCUGACUCGGUGUGCCGAUACUAUUCCCCAUAGUUAUAGUCCUCAAAAACCUCAUAUUUCAGUUGAAGUCGAGAGUGGAUUUUGUGAACACCAGUGGUAUGAAGAAUUUAAGACUGAUGCUCUGGAUGAUACUCGUUUUGCUGAGGAGGAUUCCAAGACUACUGCUCCAAUAUCUUUGGUCACUAGCAUUUCUAGUGAGGAAGAUACAGGCACUGGUGUAGCAGCAAUUUCACCUGUUUCGUCUGAAUGCUUUGACUUUGGUUUCCAGCGAAGAAUGUUUUCUCCUGUUGAGGACAACUAUUAUUUACUCUUGGAUCGGUCUCCUCGAAAACAAGUUCCGCUUGGGCCAAAUCAUCAAGCCACUGUUCCAUCAUGGGGUAGGCAUAUGAAGAAUAAUAAGUUUGCUCGGAAUGAUGUCUCAGAAAUCGUAGAUAAUAACAGUGAAGAUAUUAGGAUGGGAACAUGUAUCAUUCCAAUGCCCGACUCGAAUUUCUCUGCUAACAUAAGUGGUAAUGUUGCUGCUGGCAGAACUGAUUGUAGCUGCCUGGAUAGGGGAUCUUCAAGAUGUGUGCAACAGCAUGUUAUGGAGGCACGGAAAAUAUUACGGGAAUCCCUUGGGCAUGAAAAAUUUGUGAAACUGGGGUUUUAUAACAUGGGAGAGCAUGUAGCAUAUAAAUGGAGUGAAGAAGAUGAAGAGAUAUUUCAUGAGGUUGUUUACAAUAAUCCUGUAUCAUUGGGUAAGAAAUUUUGGAAGCAGUUGUCGGUGGUUUUCCCAUCACGAUCCAAGAGAGAGCUUGUCAGCUAUUAUUUCAAUGUCUUUAUCCUUCAGAGGCGAGCUAUUCAAAACAGAUCCAGUAGUCUGGACAUUGACAGCGAUGACGAUGAGUUUUAUGGAAAUCAACAGUCUUACGAAGUUCAAGCUAUAGAAGAAGAUGAAGACUCUGCUAUUGAAUCCCUUGCUGAUCAGGAAGACAAUAACAAUGAGGAUGAUAAUAGUGACAACUCCUAUGGUUAUAAUGGUGCCGGAUAUUACAGCAGGGCUGCAAUAAGAGAGGAUUAUGGUACAAACCUUUCGUUCAGAGGACAUGUUACGAAGUCAUUUGAUGCUAGCAGGUUCGGUCCUGUUUUCCAACAAACGGACAAGGGUUUUGGAAUAAUGGAGGAUAUCAAUGUACAAGAUGACUCAUGUAUGUCUUUCGAGUUUCAGCCAAACAUGGUUGACGCUCAUAAUCUGAUUGACACAAAGGCUAACUUGCAUGUUAGUAGAACGAAGACGGACCUUAGCAAGUCUUUGCAGCAAGGUAAACAAGGUGAGUCUAGUGAGCUGCUGAACAAUAUUUAUUUAUUGGAUACAUGUGGUGCCAAAAUCUGGGACACUAGGUAUUCUACAUCUUCGAAAAAAGGCAUCGAUCUCCAGCCGACUUGCAACAUAAUUGAAGAGAUUUUCGGACAAGACACGAGAUAAAAGAAACAGAUGGUUUGCUCUUGAAUUGUCCAGAAUCUUCUCAAUAGAUAAGGCCAAGGUUUUGGUUCUUAAACAUUUUUUCCCCUGUAAAGUCGUCUACCAAAUGUAUUUUGCUUCAGCAAGUGCUGUUAAUGGGAUCCUUUUUGAUUUUGUAUA
Messenger RNA from Hibiscus syriacus, 2432 nucleotides. RefSeq lists its product as uncharacterized. Bases 729 to 2276 code for a protein of 515 amino acids. The record is from RefSeq and is a predicted model, not a curated record. The transcript is spliced from 3 exons. Lineage: Eukaryota; Viridiplantae; Streptophyta; Magnoliopsida; Malvales; Malvaceae.